GGCCGAUCCUCGAUGAGACCCUGAGUGGGGCCGUGGGGUUGCAGUGUUCGCUUCGCAGUAGUUGGCGGCUGAACAAAGCCCCUUGUGCUUUGCAUGGCUGAGUUGGUUGAUUUUUAUCGCACGAUGGACGAUGGCCCAUGCCCACAAUUGGCAGCUAAAGGUAAGCCACAACCCUGCAAGCAAGAGGGGACACGGAACGGAGACUUGUCAGUCGAGGCCCAGAACUACUGAGAUGACCAGGAAUACGGGGCUAUUGGAUUUUUUUCUCUAUCUUGCCGCCAACCAUCGGUGAGUGGGACGUCGUGCGCCCAAGGCUUAGGCCGCGCUCCGUCGGUGAUGCAACCUCAUGUCGCGCGGCCACCCCUACGCGACCAGGAUUAGCAGCCGUCAGAUCCAUCUUUCUAAGCUUAGCAUGCCAGGCUAGAACCUGAAUACGGCGGCUAGUGGAAAUUUAGAACAAUACGCGUGUGCUGACCUGCGGUGGGUGCGCUGUUCGCUAUAAAGACCAAGACAGGACCCGUCUUGACAACUAUGGCGGACUCGUAUCUGCUAUUCGAAGGAAAUUCUGGAAUUGUUCCCAUCUACAAUUCAAAUCUUCAUCAUGCAUAGCUCAAUUGGCCUGCUCACGGCCACCGCCCUCUUGGCUGGCGUCUCUGCUGCUGUCACCACUACUCUUGGCAGCAAAGUGCUCAUCCUCGCUCGCUCUGACGCCGACGUUGCCAGCACCAGCCCUGGUCUCGACGGCUACGGCAUCCCCUGGGAGGCUGUCCUUGUCCCCAAGGCCGGUGUUAGCCUCCCCCAGCUCAACUCGACCGUCACUGACGGUAACUAUGCUGCCAUCAUCACUGUGUCUGGUCUCAUCUACGACUACGGCACCGACAAGGCCAGCAACUACCACAGUGCUCUCACCCCAGACCAGUGGAACCAGCUCUACGCCUACCAAGAUGCUUUCCGCGUUCGCAUGGUCCGCGUGGAUGAGUUUCCCAGCGCCGACUUUGGUACUACCACAUACAACAGCAAUGGCAACGGCUGCUGCAAGGACGGCGUCAACGCCGGCAUGAGCCUUGUCAACACUGCUGCUAUUCCCGCCGCCGGUCUUAAGGACAAUGCUCCUGUCAACAUGGACGGUCUGUACCACUACCAGGCCAAGAUUACAAACACUACCACCACAACCGCCUGGGCCAUGUUUGAGCCUGCUGGUGGCAUCAACACCAGAACUGUCGGCGCUGUUGUCAACAAGGUCAACAACCGCGAGACUCUGGUCUGGUUCACCUCGCUCGCCUCGGAGUGGUCUCUUGCUUCCAGCUACCUCCAGCACUCUUACAUUCACUGGAUGACUCGUAGUCUGUUUGUCGGCAAGCGUAAGCUUUACCUGACUCCCCAGGUCGAUGACCUGCAGCUCUACACCACCAUGUUCGAGCCCAAGAACAAGGAGUUCAAGAUUGAUACCAAGGAUCUUGAUGUCAUCGUCUCGUGGCAAAAGGAUAUCAACAAACGUAUGCCUCCUGGCUCCGACUUCCGCCUCGAGUUCGGCCACAACGGUAACGGCAACAUUGAGGCUGCUGCCGACAACAAACAGGCCGACAAGUACUGCAACCCUCAGGAUGCCGUCGAGUACCCGGACCAAAUUGAUACCGCUGUAGAGUUCGUUAAGCCUAUGGGUACCGGUACCGACAUCUGGCCUCCCAAGUACGUCAAGUACGGCUGGAGCGACGCCUGCAGCAAGCUCGACCCCUUUGCCAACUGGUUCCGCAACCCCGACAACCUCAACGCCUUUGGCCACAUCUCCCACACCUUUACACACGAGGGAUUGAACAACGCCACCUACUACGAUACUGCCCGUGAGAUCCAGUUCAACCAGGCCUGGAUGGCUCAGAUGGGUAUUGACAAGGCUAUCCGCUUCACCGCCGAUGGUAUUAUCCCCCCUGCCAUUACUGGCAUGCACAAUGGCGAUGCCAUCCGCGCCUGGAUGGACAACGGCAUCAAGUAUGUCGUCGGUGACAACACCCGCCCUGUUCUCCGCAACUCCAUUAGCAAAUACUGGCCUCUUCAGAGCACUGUUGAGACCAACGGCUACGCUGGUCUCUGGAUUAUGCCUCGUUUCUCGACCGAGAUGUAUUUUGACUGCGCUACCUCUAGCUGCGUGCUCCACCAGUACACCAAGAUCACCAAGCUUACCCGCAACUACGCCCAGUACCAAGAUCUUAUCCGCUCGACCAACGUUCAGUACCUCCUGAACCUCCAAGCCGACCCCUACAUGUUCCAUCAGGCCAACAUGCGCAGCAUUGACCAGCCUACCAUCACUGUGGGUAACCAGACUGGCAAGCUGUCGCUUCUCCAGACUUGGGUUGAGGUUGUUGUCCAGGAGCUCAUGCGCCUGACCACCUGGCCCAUGGUGUCGCAGACUCACGAUGAGUUCUCGCACUACUUCUUGGACCGUAUGACGCUUGACAACUGCAAGCCUAGCGCACGAUACACCUUUGCUGCUGACGGCAAGACCAUUACUGCCGUCACCGUCAGCUCCAAGGACAACUCGUGCCCAGUCCCUGUUGCCGUCACCAUCCCCGACGGUACCGUCGCCACGGGCGCCGAUGACCACACCAAGAUCGACAAGGUUGCUAACGAGCCUCCUAUCGUCUGGGUUACUCUCGCCGGCAAGCCCGUGACUCUGCAGCUCAACAAGCCCGUCACUGUCUAAGCCAACAACACAACGCGAUUGGACUUGACUUCAAAAUCAAAACCAAAUUGUAUAUAUAUAAUAUGUAAUGCCAUGUACGCCCUUACGAUAAAUAUAUAAUAGAACAUCCAUUAUCAAAAAAAAAGGUCUCGCUAUUCCGCUACAGUGUACAAAAAAGGGUAUCAAAAAUGGUUUAACUAGCCUCGUGGACGUGGCUCAUGGUCCGCUCGGCCUUGAUGUCCGCCAACUCACUAAGAGCUUGCGCUUCCUGCGCUAGCCGCCGUUGGUUCUUACGUCUGACAACAAACGUCAAGACGGCGGCCCAGAUAAUUAGCGCUAUGGCACAUGCAAUCAUGGCCCAUGCGCCGCGCUAGAAAAGUCGAGAAGUCAGCCAAUGCAACGGUUAACCUGAACCAACUAAGGCGAGUAAGACUUACCGUAAACCAGGGCGCUAGGUCGUUGCUGUAGAAUAUAAUGCUCCACCACGCAUUGACGGCGUUGUUGCCAAGAUUCAUACCGGCGAGGACGACGCCGCGGAAGACGGGAUCCUCGUAGCGCAUGGCGUCGUUGCACCAAGCGAAAAAGGUAGCCUGGCACGCAUACACGGACCCGGCCCAGUAGUAGGCCGCCAUCACAGUAUCAUUGGACCAUGCCUCGAGCGGCGACUUGCCCGCCACAAGAAGCAUAAUGGACGUUGCGAUGCCCGUCAGGCCGAUCCAGUAUGCGACCAGAUAUCGCUUGCCGCCGAGGAAGUCGGUCAGCGUCGCCCAGAAGAGCGUUGAGGCAAUGCCAACAGCAGCCACUCCCGUGUUGUAGUUGUUAAUCUGGCCCUUGGAGUAGUGAAAGGCUGUUGAGACAGGCUUGCUGCCCAGGUACAGCAGCAGAAGCGAGUUGCUACCAAACGACUCGGUCUCGCCUGCAAUUACCCAGAGGAUGACGAAUCCCCACCAGUACCAAGAUGUGAGGACCUUUUUCACAAAGGCCAGUGUAAUUGGUGACCCCUUUUCAGCGAUGGGUACUCUCUCCCGCGCAAGCCGGCGCUCGUCUUCAGAGAGGUACAUUCCCUGGAAGAAGCGGAUGGCCAUGAUGGCGUGUGGGCUGUGCACUGAUGCUGUCACCAUAGUGAGCCCGCCCCAGAGGAUCAUCAUGAGCGGGAACCAGAUGCGCGGCUUGACGUAGUGCAGGGACAGGUUGGAAGGGAUCUGGCCGAGCACAUAGCCAACGGUAAAACAGGUGUUGAUGACACUGAGCUGGUUGCCUACGAAGCCCAGGUCUUCCUUCAUGCCGGUGACGUAGGCAUUGGCGAGGUUGGAUCUGUC
Molecule: messenger RNA, 3996 nt
Organism: [Torrubiella] hemipterigena
Lineage: Eukaryota; Fungi; Ascomycota; Sordariomycetes; Hypocreales; Clavicipitaceae
Source: the annotation of a GenBank genome assembly